AAAACAAAGAUUUGUGUUUAGGGUUUGAACUACGAGAGAAGGAAGAGAUGCACAGAGACUAUAUUCAUAUUUUUGGCUUUAAUGAAAGUGCUGUCGGAGCUAUCCGAUAAUGUGUAAAACGCUGAACCUUCGUCUCAUUCCCUCGUCAGCACCCUAGCAAAGCGCCACAUGCUUUCUUCAUACACAUUCAAACAGCUUUUCCUCAUAAUCUUUUUGCAACUUUUGGCUUCCUUUUAAACUCACACCGCCACAGUUGUCUUUUUGUCAUGAACGUGAGUGUGACCGAUAUCUUGUUAUUUGAGUUGGGAUUUUGAUCUUUUUUUUUUCUUUUGCAAAGAGCCAUUGUUGUUUUGCAGGCAUACCCUUUCUAAAUGUCUGGUUUUUGAUUGGAGGGAGGGGAUAAUAGGAUUCUAAUCCAGCUUUCAUGGAGGUGUUUUUAGAACUUGUGAACGUACCAUUUGUUUUGGCUUUACUAACAUGGAUUGCCAUACAUAUUUUGAGAUUUCGUAAUGGUGGUCGUAGUCAUAGUGAUGUUAUCCCAGAUUUUAAACACAGAGUAGGGAUAAAAGCAAGGGUUUUUGGGGUUAUAAUUGUGCUAUCUAAUGUUAUCAUCUUUAUUUUGAACUUGGGUUUUGGUUUUUAUGUUUAUUGGAAUCGUGGUUUUGUGUCUACAAAACAUGUAUGUUCAUCCAUCACUUGGUUUCUAGCAAGUUCAGUUUCGUUAUGUUCAAAGAACAGAACUUUCAUGGAGCAAAAAGGGUGGCCUUUAGUUUUGGUACUUUGGUGGGCGUUUUCCGGCAUCCUUGUGACGUUUUCGGUAUCGGUUUACAUUAUGCAUCGCUUCAAAUCCAUGGAACUGCCUCAUCAUUUUCCGGAAGCCGACAUUGUUGAUGUUGCUUCUUUGCCUUUGUUGAUGAUGUUGCUUUUCUGCUGCCUACUAUCUUUUGCUGUUGGUGAAAACGGUGAUCUUCGACGUCGGUUGCUCGAUAAAGAGGAUGAAAUUUCCUUGAAAGAUACUGCUGCUGCUACUUUUGUUACUGCUAGCAUAUGGAGUCAACUCACUUUUCGAUGGCUAAACCCCCUUUUCGAGAGGGGUCGGAUUGAAAAACUUGAGCUGCACCAUAUUCCUUCGGUUCCGGAAUCGGAAACCGCGGAUAACGCAUCGUCGUCGCUCGAAGAUUCGCUUCGAAAACAUAAAGCAGAAUCUUAUAUAUUGCCAAAAGCAGUAGCUCGUACCAUAUGGAAAUCCCUGGUUGUGAAUGCAGUUUUUGCAGGACUCAACACAGUUGCCUCCUAUAUUGGACCUUUCCUUAUCACUAGCUUUGUGAAUUUCUUAACUGAGAAAUAUGAUGGUUCAAGCUACCAGUAUGGGCUGUUUCUUGCAUUUAUCUUCUUCUUUUCGAAGACUGCAGAAUCGCUAACACAACGGCUGUGGUACUUCGGUGCUCAUAGAAUUGGAAUAAGGGUUCGUGCGGCUCUAACGGUAUUGAUUUACAAAAAAUCGAUUUCAACUAAGUUUGUUGGUCCCAGCAAUGGUAAAAUCAUAAACCUCAUCAAUGUGGAUGCUGAGAGAAUAGGAGACUUUUGCUGGUACAUUCAUGGAGUGUGGCUGCUACCGAUCCAAGUCUUUCUGGCCUUGGUUAUACUAUAUAGGAAUAUGGGUGCGGCUCCGGCCUUUGCAGCCGUCUUUGCUACGAUUUUGGUGAUGGUGAGUAACACUCCGUUAGCCGGUAGGCAAGAGAGGCUUCACUCCAAGAUCAUGGAAGCCAAGGAUUCGAGAACGAAAGCAACUUCGGAGACUCUAAAAAGCAUGAGAGUCCUGAAAUUACACUCAUGGGAACCCACUUUUUUGAAGAAGCUUCUUCAACUUAGAGAAACAGAGAGAAGUUGGCUUAAGAAGUAUCUAUAUACAUGCUCAGCUAUUGCCUUCUUAUUUUGGGCUUCACCGACUUUAGUGUCCGUCGUCACAUUUGGUGUCUGUGUUCUGGUAAAAGCACCAUUAACAUCCGGGACCGUACUUUCAGCCAUAGCAACUUUUAGGAUCCUACAAGAACCUAUAUACAACCUUCCAGAACUCAUUUCCAUGAUUGCUCAGACAAAAGUCUCAUUUGAUCGAAUACAAGAGUUCCUUGGAGAAGAAGAACAAAGGAAGGUCAUAUCUACACAUAGUGCAAGAGCAUCUAAUGUUGCUAUCGAAAUCGAGACAGGAGAAUAUGCUUGGGAAACAGGUGGCCAAGAGAUAAAGAAACCAACCAUCAAAAUCACCAACAUGUUGAACAUAAUUGAAGGUAACAAGAUAGCUGUAUGUGGCUCUGUUGGCUCCGGUAAAUCAAGCUUACUUUGCAGCAUACUAGGUGAGAUCCCAAGGAUUUCGGGUGCACCCAUUAAGGUUGAUGGGAAAAAGGCUUAUGUUCCUCAGAGGUCUUGGAUUCAAACAGGCAGUAUCAGAGAGAAUAUACUAUUUGGGAAGGACUUGAAGAAAACUUUCUAUGAAGAUGUUCUCGAAGCAUGUGCGUUGAACCAAGAUAUCGAGACGUGGGAUGAUAGAGAUAUGAGCGUCGUGGGAGAGAGAGGGAUCAAUUUGAGUGGAGGCCAGAAGCAGAGGGUUCAAUUAGCAAGGGCUGUUUACAGUGAUUCUGAUAUUUAUAUCCUAGAUGAUCCUUUUAGUGCAGUUGAUGCUCAUACAGGAACACAUUUGUUCAAGAAAUGUCUCAAAGGAUUGCUGUCUCAUAAGACUGUCAUUUAUGCUACACACCAACUGGAAUUUUUAGAUGCUGCAGACAUUGUUCUGGUGAUGAAAGAUGGCCUCAUUGUUCAGUCUGGAAAAUAUGAGGAGUUGAUAGCUGAUUCUGAUGGUGAACUUGUGAGGCAGAUGAAUGCUCACAGGAAAUCACUAGAUCAAGUGAACCAACCCCGAGAAGACGUUGCCGGGCAGUUCCAAAUAACUCGAACCGAAGUCAUAGAAGAAAAACAUGAAGAACCCAAUUGCUAUGACAAGCUUCUUGAAAGGAGUCAAGAAGAAGAAACCGAAACCGGUCGGGUCAAAUGGAGUGUUUACUCAACCUUUGUUACUGCUGCUUAUAAGGGAGCUCUUGUGCCAGUCAUCCUUCUUUGUCAAGUUCUCUUCCAGGGGCUGCAGAUGGGAAGCAAUUACUGGAUUGCUUGGGCAACUGAUGACAUUCACAUUGUAUCAAGACAACAGUUAAUAGGCAUAUUUGUUUUGCUGUCUGGUGGAAGCUCCAUUUUUAUACUAGGAAGGGCAGUUUUGCUGGCAACUAUCGCCGUUGAGACCGCUCAACGUCUUUUCCUUGGAAUGAUAACAUCUGUUUUCCGGGCACCGAUUUCAUUCUUUGACUCCACUCCAUCUAGUCGAAUCCUCAGCAGGUCUUCUACGGAUCAAAGCACAUUAGACACAGACAUUCCUUACAGGGUAGCCGGGCUGGCAUUUGCUUUGAUUCAGCUGUUCAGUAUCAUCAUCCUUAUGUCCCAUGUUGCUUGGCAGAUCUUUGUUCUUUUCCUUGUUGUCCUCGGUAUAUCCUUCUGGUAUCAGACCUAUUAUAUUACGACUGCUAGGGAGCUAGCCAGGAUGGUUGGGAUUCGAAAGGCUCCUAUUUUGCAUCAUUUCUCGGAAUCUAUAGCAGGGGCAGCAACAAUCCGUUGUUUCAGCCAGGAAGACAGGUUCAUGGAGAAAAACCUGAACUUAAUCGAUGAUUACUCUCGUGUAGCUUUCCAUAACUCUGGCACAAUGGAGUGGCUGUGUGUUCGAAUCAAUUUUCUUUUCAACUUCGUUUUCUUCUUAGUUUUGAUCAUCCUGGUGAGCUUGCCUCGGUCUGCCAUUGACCCCAGCAUGGCAGGAUUGGCAGCUACAUAUGGCUUGAACUUAAACGUACUGCAGGCAUGGGUAAUAUGGAACUUAUGCAACGUUGAGAAUAAAAUGAUAUCAGUCGAAAGAAUUCUCCAAUUCUCAAACAUACCUAGUGAAGCUCCCUUGGUGAUCGAGGAUUGCAGACCGAAGCCCGACUGGCCAACACAAGGAAGAAUCGAACUCGAAAACCUUCAGGUGCAAUACAAGCCUACACUUCCUAUGGUUCUUAAGGGUAUAACUUGCACUUUCCCUGGUGAAAAGAAAAUCGGAGUUGUUGGCAGAACAGGAAGUGGGAAAUCCACUCUGAUUCAGGCUCUCUUCAGGGUGGUAGAGCCCUGCGGAGGACAGAUUAUGAUCGAUGGAGUAGAUAUUUCGACCAUCGGUCUGCAGGAUUUGAGGUCCAGAUUGGGAAUAAUCCCACAAGAUCCAACAUUGUUUCAAGGCACCAUAAGGACCAAUCUGGAUCCAUUGCAACAACACACAGAUCAUGAAAUCUGGGAGGUCCUCAACAAAUGCCGUCUUGUAGACAUGGUGCGACGGGAUCAUCGACUUCUUGACGCUCCAGUGGCUGAAGACGGAGAGAAUUGGAGUGUUGGAGAAAGGCAGCUUGUUUGCCUGGCAAGGGUGCUCCUAAAGAAAAGGAGAAUUUUAGUGUUGGAUGAGGCUACAGCUUCCAUUGAUACAGCCACAGACAAUGUAAUUCAGGAGACAAUAAGGAAUGAGACAAGCGGGUGUACGGUCCUCACCGUGGCACAUCGAAUACCAACCGUUAUCGACAAUGAUUUGGUUCUGGUUCUUGAUAAAGGACAAAUAGUGGAAUACGAUACGCCGGAUAUAUUACUCGAGGACAAUUCUUCUUCAUUCUCGAAGUUGGUGGCCGAGUUCUUGAGAUCAUCCAAGAGCAACCACCAUAAGAAUCCGGCUUGAUGGAUGGACAGAUAUGAUAUAUGAACUGCCUAACAUGUGAAAAGCAUUCAAUUGAUGGAGAGUAUGGACCAAAAUGAAAGCUUUUAGAACUUGCAUGGAAGAUUUCUUUGGAUGAAUCCUGAAGAUCAACUUUCUGGGGAAGAUUUAGUCAGUAGGUUUGAGAAAAUAUGAAGAAAAAGCUUGAGUAUUCAUCAUCCUGGAGGAACAUUGACACUUGAACCUUACAAACCACCUGCUGAUCCUUAACAAUUUCUAGCGGUUACAUGCUCCACCGCCAUUAACAAAGGAAUAGUUGUACAUUUUUAACUUACAAGGCCCAGUUAUCUUCAUUAACAAGCCUCAGGAAAUACAUGCCCUAUUUAAUGAAAGCUCUCACAUUAUAUUCAUUUAAGGGAAAGAACGAUAAUUAAUCAAUUUACUCAAAUUUUAGGACCCUUCCCAGAGAAAGAGCCCUCCAAAAAUAGGCGUAUGCCACGUUCUGCAGCGAGCACACAGUAUUCUUUAGUAAAAGUCAAAAGAAUAGUUCGCUAUGGCUGCGUGAUUAGCCGGAUUGGAGUUGCAGUUGUUUAUACUGGUUCUAUAGCUCGCGGCGCUGUGUAUUGCCUAUGUGGGAUAGAUGAAA
Molecule: messenger RNA, 5414 nt
Organism: Hibiscus syriacus
Lineage: Eukaryota; Viridiplantae; Streptophyta; Magnoliopsida; Malvales; Malvaceae
Product: putative ABC transporter C family member 15
Exons: 10
Coding region: 425-4792 (1455 amino acids)
Biological process (GO): transmembrane transport
Cellular component (GO): vacuolar membrane; plant-type vacuole
Molecular function (GO): ATP binding; ABC-type transporter activity; ATP hydrolysis activity
Source: RefSeq, a predicted model, not a curated record